This is a messenger RNA of Symbiodinium pilosum, 569 nucleotides long. The record is from the annotation of a GenBank genome assembly. Lineage: Eukaryota; Dinophyceae; Suessiales; Symbiodiniaceae.
GCGAUCAAACCUAUCGAGCUUCGCCUCGAGGAGGGCCGGCUAUUCACGAUACUCCGUCGGACCAAGACAUCGGGUCUGAACCGGAGGAUAAAGGAGCUGCCAGUUUGUGUUAGCGAAGUGGCAUUCUAUGAGGAUGCCCGCUGGAUAUCAGUAGGUUUCAACCUGCUAAAGGAGAACGCCAGCUACAAGAGGGAUUACCUCUUGCCGAGAUUGAGAUCCGAUAUGACAUCAAUGGAUCGCAAGAUGGCGAGCUAUGCUGACGCUGUGGUGGCCACCGCGGCGGUCCUCGCUAGGAUAGGCAUCCCCGCGGCGGUCCAAGGAUAUUGGACAGAGCGGUCAGAGAGGUCGAUAUUGCCGACGGCCUUGGCAAUAUUGGGUGUCACGGACUCCGAGAAAGAUAUCCUGGGAGAUGGAAGCCCGGAUACCUACGUCCGAUCCUACGGUGGAAGGGUGGCUAGAUUGCAGUCCAGAUAUGCAGCCGCUGCCCGAGAGGAUAGCCACUACUCUAUGCUGGAAGACGGGGAUAACCCUCCAGAAGAGAGGGGCGAGGACAGCGAAGAUAGCCAGGG